Molecule: messenger RNA, 369 nt
Organism: Rotaria sp. Silwood2
Lineage: Eukaryota; Metazoa; Rotifera; Eurotatoria; Philodinida; Philodinidae
Source: the annotation of a GenBank genome assembly
GAAGCUUGGGUUACUGGUAAUGUUGUUUUAAUUGCAGAUUUAUUAACAGGUGGAUAUUUUAUUGAAAAUAUUCCAUAUUGGUUAAAAUGUUGGAUUAAAUGGUUAUCAUUUUAUAAAUAUGCUUAUGAUGCAUGUAUUCAAUUAUUAUUUAUGGGUGAACAUUUAUAUGAAUGUGUUAAUGGAAAUUAUAUUGAUCAAUGUAAAAAUAAUACAAAUGGAACAUUUAAUGGUACUGAUGCAUUACAAUAUUUUAAGGUUGAUUUUAGUAUUGCUUUUAAUUUUCUUGUUCUUUUUGGUAUUUUUAUUGUCUUUCGAGUUUCAGGAUAUAUUUCAUUGCGAUUUAUAAAACAUCAUGAUGGUCGAUCUUGA